AUGGAACGAUCUUUAACGAGUCGGUCGUCCUACUUCUUCUUCCCGGACUACGAGGAUCAUUUCCCAGAAGAUCCCAACAAGCGCGAAGAAUCGAUCCCCUUCCCGGAUAGUCCUACCUACGACGCGAAAUUCACGAGGCCCGUGCCAUGGGUCAGAUUCAAACACCCCUCGUCCCCUCCUGGCGAUCUAUCUGGGAACCGGGAAGCAGAAGCCGACCUGAUCCUCCGAUACCUUUACGAGGCCACACAGGGCUCUAACCUCAAUCAACUCUCCGACGAUUUCUCGAAACCCUCUAGCUCCUCAAUGUCUUCCAGCUUCCCAAAUCACUCGGCCCGACUCCCACUCGUCACUUAUCUCAAGAAGCUCUGGCGAUCUAGUUAA
This is a messenger RNA of Puccinia triticina, 381 nucleotides long. RefSeq lists its product as uncharacterized. The transcript has a single exon. The record is from RefSeq and is a predicted model, not a curated record. NCBI's taxonomy places the organism in Eukaryota, Fungi, Basidiomycota, Pucciniomycetes, Pucciniales, Pucciniaceae. The coding region runs from base 1 to 381 and encodes 126 amino acids.